Prunus mume (Japanese apricot) is the source of this 4336-nucleotide messenger RNA. Its product is annotated as kinesin-like protein KIN-12B. Gene Ontology annotation, biological process: microtubule-based movement. Gene Ontology annotation, molecular function: microtubule binding; microtubule motor activity; ATP binding. NCBI's taxonomy places the organism in Eukaryota, Viridiplantae, Streptophyta, Magnoliopsida, Rosales, Rosaceae. The record is from RefSeq and is a predicted model, not a curated record.
ACGGCUACCCCUCUCUCUCUCUUCCCCUUCUCUCUCGCUCUCUUGUCCUUCCAAACCCUACUCUCUCAGUCUCGCACUCUCAGAUUCACGUUUCUCUCUAUCUGAAAUACUCAUUUUCGCUCUCUACAAUUCGCGAUGAAGCACUUCAUGCAGCCGAGAAACACUAUAUUGAGGGAGGCGACGGAGCCUACCUCGUCGCCAAACCCUAGCUACGGCAAGCCCAGGCCACCUCGGAAGCCCAAGGCCUCCAAGGAGAAUGCUCCGCCCUCGGAUCCGAACUCCAUGGCCUCCGAUUCGAAGCCUUCGCCGGCGGCGAAGUUGAAGAGUCCAUUGCCGCCUCGGCCACCGCCGUCGAACCCUCUCAAGCGGAAGCUCAGCGUUGACUCUCAGACCGAAAACUCUGUCCCUGGGACCUCCGAUUCUGGUGUCCAGGUAGUAGUGAGAAUGCGACCGCCGCGAAAGGAUAAGGAUGAAGGAGAGAUGAUGGUACAGAAAUUAUCUAGUGACUCUUUGUCGAUAAAUGGACAGACCUUCACAUUUGACUCGGUUUGCGACACAGACUCUUCACAGCUAGAUAUUUUCCAGCUUGUAGGAGCACCUCUAGUUGAGAAUUGUAUGGCAGGUUUUAACAGUUCUGUAUUUGCGUACGGACAGACGGGAAGUGGAAAGACAUAUACCAUGUGGGGUCCAGCCAAUGCCUUGCUGGAUGAAAAUCUAUCAAGUGAUCAACAAGGGUUAACCCCUCGUGUUUUCGAGCGUCUUUUUGCUCGCUUAAAUGAGGAGCAAAUCAAGCAUGCUGACAAACAACUCAAGUAUCAGUGCCACUGUUCUUUUCUCGAGAUUUACAAUGAACAAAUCACAGAUCUUUUGGAUCCAAAUCAAAAAACCCUUCAGAUAAGAGAAGAUGUUAAAUCAGGUGUCUAUGUCGAAAAUCUCACAGAGGAGUGUGUACACACUAUCAAAGAUGUGACUCAGCUUCUGAUAAAGGGCUUGUCAAACAGGAGGACAGGUUCAACUAGUAUCAAUGCAGAGAGUUCCCGCUCACAUACUGUAUUUACCUGUGUGGUUGAAUCUCAAUACACGAAUGUGGCAAAUGGUAUAAGCAGCUUUAAAACCAGUAGAAUAAAUCUUGUUGAUCUAGCUGGGUCAGAGCGUCAGAAGUUAACAGGUGCAGCAGGAGAACGCUUGAAGGAAGCAGGGAAUAUCAAUCGAUCACUCUCACAGCUUGGAAACCUGAUAAACAUUCUUGCUGAAAUUUCUCAAACGGGAAAGCAAAGGCAUAUCCCCUAUAGAGAUUCCAGGCUGACAUUCUUAUUACAGGAGUCUCUUGGGGGAAAUGCAAAAUUAGCGAUGGUCUGUGCUAUUUCUCCAACACAAAGCUGCAAGAGUGAGACUUUCAGUACAUUGAGGUUUGCCCAGCGUGCUAAGGCUAUCAAGAACAAGGCAGUUGUUAAUGAAGUAACGCAGGAAGACGUGAACCACCUGCGUGAGGUGAUACGGCAGCUAAGGGAUGAACUACAACGGAUUAAGGCAAAUGGAAACAAUCCAGUUGCUUCGAAUGGAGGUCACAGUGCAGCAUGGUUUCGUCAGAGUUUGAAUUUACUAAAGGCUAGCCUUAAACCACAAAUGACAUUACCUCGUGUCGAUGAUGACAGCGAUGAAGAGAUGGAGAUUGAUGAGGAAGCUGUUGAGAGGCUUUGUGUUGAAGUAAGUAACCAGACAGUUAGUGAAGCUAACAACAGAGCUGAUGCGAACAUUGUAGAAACAAUGGAAUUACAUUCACAACCUGUGGCUGUUGAAAAUGGAAGCUCUGAUGGCCCUCAAGACUAUACGUCUGGAAGUGGUUGUAACAAAGAACAAGGUUGUGAUACAGAUGUUAAUAUGGAAGAAGGAAUAUCUGAACAAGAAGGGGACAUGAUUGUUGAAUGUGUUGCCGACACCCCAGUUAUUCCCUGUGCUAAUGCAUCGGAUCUUCAUAAUCUUAUAGAAUAUACCUCUGUGCAGCCUGCUCAGAAAGAAAAUAUUCUAAAAUCCUCCAUCAGUAGUUUGCUAAAUGAAGAAUCAGCGAACAAAAGAGGGCAUGAAGGUUCUUCAUGUCCAGCCUCUGAUCCUCCUGGAGGAGUGUCUGGCUGCCUUUCAGUUGCAGAUGAAUGCAUUGGUUCUCCAAAUGGCUUAGUUAAUUGUGUUUCUCCAUGCCUGAGCAUAGUUCCAUGCGAUGUAUCCCCAGUCCUAAAGUCUCCUACCCCCAGUGUUUCACCCAGGGUCAACACCAGCAGGAAAAGUUUGAGGACCUCAUCAAUGCUGACUGCUUCUCAGAAGGAUCUUACUGGUGGAAGUACAUUAAGUCCAGAGGCCAUGCACGUAUCUUUGGCAAAACCUGCAAUAAAUAGCUCAUCAGAUGACGUAUCUGCUCAAACAUGUAAGAACUUUUCGGCACCAGCUGAACAGUUGGCAGCAAGCAUUCGCAAUGGCCUUGAAAUUAUUGGUAGUCACCGCCAUAGUUCAGCUUUGAGGAGGUCGUCAUUCAGGUUUUCAUUGAAACCUUCCGAGUCUAGGCUGAUUUUGCCAGUUUCUAAAGCUGAUGUGGGUGUGCAAACUAGUCAUGAAAUAGUCGAAGAAGAUUCAGUGGAAUUUAUGUGUAAUAAUUGCAAGAACAGAAUGCAGCUAGAGGUCAAGGAGGUCAAUGAAAUUUCAGAUCUGCAAUUAUUACCUGUUGAUGGGUCAGAGUCUGCUGACAAAUCCAAGAUACAAGUUCCCAAAGCUGUGGAGAAGGUUUUAGCGGGAGCUAUUAGGAGAGAAAUGGCAUUAGAAGACAUAUGUGCCAAGAAAACUUCUGAGAUAAUGCAGCUCAACCGUUUGGUGCAGCAGUACAAGCAUGAGAGAGAAUGCAAUGCCAUUAUAGCCCAAACAAGGGAGGAUAAAAUUCUACGCCUUGAGAGCCUUAUGGAUGGUGUUUUACCCACUGAGGAGUUCAUGGAGGAAGAGCUAGUGUCUCUCACACACGAGUAUAAGCUUUUGAAGGAAAAAUACGAGAAUCACCCAGAACUUUUGAGGACAAAGAUUGAAUUGAAAAGAGUUCAAGAUGAGCUGGACAAUUUACGAAGUUUCUGUGAUAUGGGUGAAAGGGAAGUGUUGUUGGAAGAGAUUCAAGACUUGAGAAGCCAGCUACAGUAUUAUGUGGACUGUUCAUCCACAUCAGCCCGGACACGGAAGUCUAUGCUGCAGUUGACCUAUUCACGUGACCCCAAUGUGGCUCCUCUUAGUACGAUUCCAGAGUCAACUGAGGAAAGUGCUGAACAGAAACUUGAACAAGAAAGAAAACGGUGGACUGAGGUAGAGAGUAACUGGAUUUCCUUGGCUGAAGAGUUGAAAAUUGAACUUGAGGCCAGCAGAUCACUGGCUGAAAAGAAUAUGCGAGAAUUAGAAACUGAGAAGAAAUGUGCAGAAGAGCUCAAGGAAGCAAUGCAACUUGCGAUGGAGGGGCAAUCACGGAUGUUGGAGCAGUAUGCAGAUUUGGAAGAGAAACAUAUGCAACUACUUGCAAGGCAUAGAACAAUACGGGAUGGAGUAGAGGAUGUGAAGAAAGCAGCUUCUAAGGCAGGAGUCAGGGGUGCUGAGUCUAAGUUCAUAAAUGCUCUCGCAGCAGAAAUUUCAGCAUUGAGAGUAGAAAGAGAAAGAGAGAGGAGAUAUCUUAGGGAUGAAAAUAAGGGGCUUCAGGCACAAUUGCGGGAUACUGCUGAAGCUGUGCAGGCUGCGGGGGAAUUACUUGUGCGACUCAAAGAAGCAGAUGAGGCUGUUGCUACUGCUCAGAAGCAAGCUAUGGAGGCCAAGCAAGAAGCAGACAAGGCUUACGUGAAGAUUGAAAAACUGAAGAAAAAACAUGAGAAGGAGAUUAGCAGUCUCAAUGAGCUCCUUGCCCAGUCUAGUUUACCCAAAGAAGCAAUCCGACCUGCUAUUGAUGAUGGUUCUCAUAUGCCAAAAUACGAUGUGGGCGAGCCCCGUAGUUUAAGUGAUCAACGAUGGAAAGAGGAAUUUGAACCAUUCUACAAUGGGGAAGAUGGCGAGUUACGAAAACUCACAGAACCCUCAUCAUGGUUCUCCGGUUACGACCGGUGCAACAUAUAGAAAGCGAAUUUAGAAUGGCUACAUAGUGUAUAAUAUAGACUACUAAGUGUGUGUCCAAUAGCUCCAUUGUAUGCAGGUCAUCUGGUUGGUCACCAGUUUGACCAUUGCCAUUAUAUUUUUUUUCAAGUGCAUUUUGUAUUCUUCUAUAUCAGAUUCUUUCAUAAGAGAUGAGUGAAUGGAUGUAUUCUUUUAUUCAUAUUCCCCCCUGUUU